Molecule: messenger RNA, 843 nt
Organism: Cervus elaphus (red deer)
Lineage: Eukaryota; Metazoa; Chordata; Mammalia; Artiodactyla; Cervidae
Product: proline-rich proteoglycan 2-like
Exons: 4
Coding region: 1-843 (280 amino acids)
Source: RefSeq, a predicted model, not a curated record
AUGAACAGCUUGGUGACUCUGGAGCAGGGAAGAGAGGAGGCCUGGGGACAGAGGGAGGUGGCCGGCGUGGGGGAGGGUGCCAGCUCGCUGGAGGCUGGGGGAGGAAAUGCCGGACGGAAACCGCCGCUACUAUGGAGACUCCAUCCCACCCUGGGGAUCCUGGGGGGACCCCCGCUGCUCUACACCCAGACUCCAGGGCCGUGCUGGGGGCCAGGGCCACAGAGCCUCCCUGUGGAGGCCAAGGCCGAGAUGGAGGCUGCCCCGGGGCACGACUCCCUGCCUGGAGAGGAGAGCAGACAAAGGCCCAGCCCGGGAGGAGGCCGGCACCCAGGCCCCCGCUGGGGGCAUCGCACACCGCCGCGGCCCCCACGGCCCGGCGUCCCCGGCCCCGCGGCCCCGGGCCACCCCCGGGCUGCGUCGCGGACACGCAGGGUCGCCCGCAGCCCCCCGGCCCGCCGCGCCCCGCCCGCUCCGUUACCCGCGGCCGGCCGCCCGCCCGGGCCUCCGCCUGCUGUCCCGCCGCGGUCUCGCCGGCCCGCGCGCAGGAAGGGAGGGAGCGAGCGCGGCGGCGUGGCCGGGGGAGGGGGCGCGGGGACGGCACUUCCUGAGCCGCCUGCCAGGGUUAUAAAAAAACCCCCAAACCGCGCGCCGCCAGGACCCCGCCCGCCGCCGCCCGGCCUGGGCCGCGGGCUGGACCCGAGCCAGGGCCCCGGGAGCUCGGGCGGCCCCGCCCGGACCGGCGCCCCGCCGGGGGGGCGGGGGAGGGGUGGGGGCAGGGGGGGCGACCCGGCCUCUGGGCGCCCGUCCAGGAGGCUGGAGCUCCUGGACAGGAUGAGGCGGUGA